Molecule: messenger RNA, 393 nt
Organism: Caenorhabditis bovis
Lineage: Eukaryota; Metazoa; Nematoda; Chromadorea; Rhabditida; Rhabditidae
Source: the annotation of a GenBank genome assembly
AUGGGGGCGGUAGGUCUGCAAUUGGAUUUUCGAUUCUGCAAAAUGAUGAACGUCUAUUCGAUUCUAUUUUUCACAGUCAUCGGUGUGGCAGUAUGCCAAAAAGGCGGCGGAAUGGCCGAGUUGAAGUCAAUCACUGGUGAUGCUCCAUACAGCGGCGUUGGCAAUGCUCCAGCUCCAGUCCCGCAGCCAAUGGGAUUUUGGGGAAGACCAAAGUACAUGCCUAGCCCAGACAUGGAUCUUCCUUAUGGAGGAGGCGGCGGUCUUUAUGGUGGAUACGGACCAUAUCCGUACAAUCGGUUCACUAGCAUCUCCCGCAGCCCAUAUGGGGUGAGUGGUACACGAAUCUCCAAUGAUCUCAGUUUCCUCGCGCUUCUUCGUGAUCUACUGCUUUAA